Messenger RNA from Coffea eugenioides, 2492 nucleotides. Its product is annotated as WRKY transcription factor 44. The record is from RefSeq and is a predicted model, not a curated record. Gene Ontology annotation, biological process: regulation of DNA-templated transcription. Bases 512 to 1930 code for a protein of 472 amino acids. Lineage: Eukaryota; Viridiplantae; Streptophyta; Magnoliopsida; Gentianales; Rubiaceae. Gene Ontology annotation, molecular function: DNA-binding transcription factor activity; sequence-specific DNA binding. The transcript is spliced from 6 exons.
UAUCCAGACGCCGGGCUUCCAACCAACCAGUCAGACGUUUUGCUUAAUUCUUCAAUGCCAAGAAUAUCAAAUACGUCUUCUGAUGCUAAGUGAUUCUUCUUUUUCUUUUUUUUUCUUCCCAAGCAAAAUUCAAAGCCAUAAUCCUCCGUCGUCCAUGUUCUAACCUUCAACCAAAAUAUUUCCUUCAGAUUUUUCUGUUACUACAUCCCCCGUCCAGCGAGAGCUCUCUUGCUUCCUGGCUAACCUGCUUCAUUUGUAGUUUUAGCUGCGGCAGCUGCUCCAUAGCGAUUACGAGAAAAUACAUAAUAGACCUUUGUUUUUAUCGUCUGCCUGAAUCAUCCCUCGUUUCUCUACUGCAUAGAUUUAGAUAAGAUGGAAUGCAAGAUGAUUUUGGCCGGCACUUUCGGUAACAUGAAGAAUCUUAACGAAUCAAUGCAGUUCUUGGUAGAAGAAAACUGAUGUCAUUCAUGUUCCUGGAGACUUUGACUCCCGCUUGUUACGUGUACUGAAGAUGGAAAUUAAAGAAACAGAGAAAGUGGCCAUCGCAAAGCCUGUAGCAUCAAGACCUACUUGUUCCAGUUUUAAAUCCUUCUCUGAGCUUCUUGCCGGUGCCAUCAACGCCUCACCCUCUAGCUCAUGUUCUGAAGCUGCGGUAACAGCCAUUAGACCGAGGACGGUGAGGUUCAAGCCAGCAGUGGACCAUCCUUCGGCUGGAGUGGCUGCUUCCCAGGCUAAUCUAUGUGGGGCUGCUGUUUCUUCUCCCACUGCUAAGGACUUGAAAGCAGACGGGAAAUGCAAAGUGGUGUACAAACCUAUGGCCAAGCUCGUCUCCAAGACAACAGUUUCUCUCUUGGCAAAUAUGCAAAGUGCCAAUUUAUUUCAGGAACAGGAAUUAGCUGAAGUUGAGGCAAAUUUCCAACUACCAAACCUAGUCAAACCUCAAUGUGAUAAUAGAUCAGAGCUUCAUCAGAAUUUCCUAUCCGCGGCACAAAAGAAUAAAAGAGUUGAACCCUCGAAUGUGACAACACAGAACCUGGAAGAGGAUCAGAGAUCGUUAGCGCACACGGCAAAUGGGGAUCGUCCUUCUUAUGAUGGAUAUAAUUGGAGGAAGUACGGACAAAAGCAGGUUAAAGGAAGCGAAUAUCCAAGAAGUUAUUACAAGUGCACACAUCCAAAUUGUCCAGUGAAAAAAAAGGUUGAGAGAUCAUUAGAUGGUCAGAUUGCAGAAAUUGUCUACAAGGGUGAGCAUAGUCAUCCGAAGACGCAGCCUGUAAGACGUAACUCCUCCGAUGGACAUUGGCAAGGAACUUCCGGGAAUGAAUCAAACAAUCCCCUAUGCAGAAACCAACAUAGUGACAAGAAUGAAUGUUAUGAAGGCACCAUGGAAAAUCCAAAUGAAUUUGGUUUUUUAGCCCAUUCAAGUUAUUCGGCAGGAGCUCCAUCAUGCAUGCACCCUACAAAUGGAGCAUCCAAUUUUGGUGUCUCAAACCUUGAUAAUUCAUCUUGCCACAGCGGGGAGUUUGACGAAGGGAGGGAGGGACUGGAGGGAGAGACGGAUGGACCGAAAAGGAAAAGAAGGAAAAACGACAACCAAUCGAAUGUAGCAGGCACAGCAGCUGAAGGAGCACAAGAGCCUCAGGUUCUUGGUCAAAACUCCACUGAUUCUGAAAUCAUAAGAGAUGGAUUUCGCUGGAGAAAGUAUGGGCAAAAAGUUGUGAAGGGAAAUCCAUAUCCAAGGAGUUACUAUAGAUGUACCAGUCUCAAGUGCAAUGUGCGCAAAUAUGUGGAGAGAACGUCGGAUGAUCCAAAUGCCUUCAUGACGACUUAUGAAGGAAAGCACAACCAUGAGAUGCCAACAAAAAGCACAAGUUCUUUGGCGGCUAAAACUAGUACAAAGGCCUUAGGUACCAAAAAAAUAUAUCUUGAUUAGCUCACUGGGAGAGGGCUAAAUUUCCAAGGCAAUAGUUGGUACAUGGAAGUGAGGAGGUCAUAGGGCUCAUAAGGGUCUUCAAUUGGAGGUUUUGUGGCAGAAUCAACUUAAUAGUUGCUGCUUGUUGUGGGAAGACUUUAGUGUUUUAUCUGCUUUAAUUCGCGGUGAAUCCAAUGAUAGAUAAGUAGUGUCGGUAUACCAGAAUGGCAGGCUAAGCGAGAAUAUCUCCUUAGACAAACGAAAUACCAUGCCAUCUCGCGUCAUUUAGCAGUAUUUGUGUCGGCUCCGGCGAGAUCUGUGUUGCACUGUUUUCGAAUAGUGUGAAGGAAAACACAGCGUGCUGCAUAGUCUUCUGCAUACACGAAUUUGUAGUCUGUAUUCGGUCAAUUCCUGACAGUAGAAAGCUUAUUUGGUAUUGUCAUCAAAAUCAGCAGAUGUAAUCUUGAUAAUGAUGUGCUUGCAUGAUGAUUUCCAAGUUCUUGAUUGGGUGAACCUACUAACUAAUCAAGAGCUAGAACAUGUUAGAAUUUUGUGACUGUAGUUUUACCAGAGGAUUCUGUCA